Molecule: messenger RNA, 1467 nt
Organism: Quercus robur (English oak)
Lineage: Eukaryota; Viridiplantae; Streptophyta; Magnoliopsida; Fagales; Fagaceae
Exons: 4
Coding region: 1-1467 (488 amino acids)
Source: RefSeq, a predicted model, not a curated record
AUGGAUUUAUGGCGGUUUUGCCGCACAUUCGUGCUUGCCUUUUCUAUUUUGGAGCUAUUAUGUGUUUCGGCUGAAGAAAAGUAUAAAUCAGCCAUUGGCGACCCCGGGAUGAGAAGAGAUAAUCUUAGGGUAGCAAUUGAAUCUUGGAAUCAAUGCAACGAGGUUGGCGAAGAAGCCCCAAACAUGGGAAGCCCAAGGAUGGCUGAUUGCUUUGACGUCCAUGGUUCUGAAUCACUCCGUAAGUGUAAUCACAAGGUGUAUGAAAGAGACAACAGGCUUGGGAUAAAGGACUCUUCUGGAGAAAUAAACGCCAGCAAUGCAGACCUUUAUGCGGCGCAGAAAGAGAUCUACUUGGGGAAAAAAUGCCAAGUCCAAGACAAGCCAAGACCAUGGCAGUUCUGGAUGAUAAUGCUAAAGAGUGGCAACACGGACACAACAGCCGCUAUAUGCCCGAUGAAUGGUAAGAAAGCAAGGCCAUUCCCACCGGAGCCUCGGUUUCCAUGCUUCGGUAAAGGGUGCAUGAACAUGCCAUUGAUGUACCAUAACUAUACAAAAAGCGUUAAAGGGGAAAAUGGCAAUACACGACUAAGGGGAAGUUUUUAUGGGUCGUGGGACUUGGAUGCAAAUGUUACAAAGGCUGUUACUAAAAAUGACACUUCAUACUAUUCUGUGACUUGGGAGAAGGAACUUAGAAAAGGAAGCUGGGUUUUUCAUCAUUUGUUGAAGACAUCGUCAAAGUAUCCAUGGUUAAUGAUAUACUUAAGGUCGGAUGCCACAACGGGAUUCUCCGGAGGAUAUCAUUAUCAGACAAGGGGAAUGUCAAAAAUAAUACCAAAAUCUCCCAAUUUCAAAGUUAGAUUCACACUUGACAUAAAGCAAGGAGGGGGUGAAAAGAGCCAAUUUUACCUCAUGGACAUUGGGAGCUGUUGGAAGAGUAAUGGAAAACCCUGCAAUGGGGAUGUGACCACAGACGUGACUCGAUACAGCGAGAUGAUCAUAAACCCUAGUACCCAACCAUGGUGCAAGCCAAAUAAUCUACAACUUUGUCCUCCAUACCACACUCUUCCAAAUGGGACUCGCAUCCAUCGAACAGACAAUGUUAACUUCCCUUAUAGUGCAUAUCACCUACACUGCUCUCCAGGGAACGCCCAACAUCUUGAGGAGCCCUACAACUUAUGUGAUGCAUAUAGCAAUCCUCAACCUCAAGAGAUUUUGCAAAUUUUACCUCACCCGAUUUGGGGGGACUAUGGAUAUCCAACAAAGAAGGGUGAGGGUUGGAUUGGGGAUUCGAGGACUUGGGAACUUGAUGUUGGAAGGUUGUCUCGAGAUCUUUAUUUCUAUCAGGAUCCAGGUACUGUGCCUGUGGCAAGGUAUUGGCCAUCGAUUGACUUAGGGACAGAAAUAUACAUUAGCGGCAAUGAAGUAGCUGAAUGGACAGUUAGCGACUUCGACAUCAUCUUACCUUGA